Messenger RNA from Medioppia subpectinata, 1020 nucleotides. Lineage: Eukaryota; Metazoa; Arthropoda; Arachnida; Sarcoptiformes; Oppiidae. The record is from the annotation of a GenBank genome assembly.
GAUUGCGGCGAGAAUGAGGAGUACAACGAGUGCGGCACACGUUGUGGUCAGGCCUGCGAAGAGUUGGGUCGACGGGUUGUUUGCUCUAAGAGACGAAUCUGCAUUAGCGGGUGUUUCUGUGUGGAGGGCUUUUUCAGAAACGAUGCGGGCGUUUGCGUACCAAUGCUGGAGUGCCCGUCCAUAUCGCCGCCCAAACGGGCGCCGCCCAGUUGUGACGCCAACGAAGACUAUAAUGAAUGCGGCCAUCGAUGCGGUCAGUCGUGCGAAGACUUCCACAGCAAGAAACAGUGUCCCGCAAAACAGUCCUGUGUUUCCGGUUGUUUUUGUAAUAACGAUCACAAACGUGACCACAACGGAGAGUGCGUUUCCGAAGACAAGUGUCCGGCGCCUCAAAAGGACGCCAAGAGUGACGUGAAGUGCAGCGCGAAUGAGCACUACUCGGACUGCGGCUCGCGUUGCGGUCAGGGGUGCGAAGACUUGGCGCACCCGACGCUGUGUCCGAAGAACAAGAUGUGUGUUUCCGGCUGUUUCUGUUUGGAUGGCUUCCACCGCAACGAAGUGGGAGAUUGUGUGCCGCACGACAAGUGUCCGGUCAUUCCGACCGACACCACCCGACCCAAGGAGUGCGGAGCCAACGAAGUAUUUACCGAUUGCGGCACUCAUUGCGGCCAAAAGUGCGAUGAGUUGGGUCAGGGGGUGUUGUGUCCGCGCAAACGGCUCUGCAUUCGGGGCUGUUUUUGUAAGAAAGGCUUCUUCAGGGAUGUGAACGACGAUUGCGUUCCGCAGAAACAGUGCUCAGAGAAGAAGGAGAAAAAGGAGAAGAAAGCGGACGACAAAAAGGAGGACAAAAAUGAUGACAAAGACGAAGGCGGAGACGAUAAGGAAGAGAAGUUAGACGACAGUGAGAUUGGGAACGAAACGGCGGCCACAACUGGUGCCGCGUCUGAAGAAUCGACGACAACAACGGAAACCACAACAUCGGCGACGAGUGACGAGACGACAACCACACCAUCGGAAUAG